AUGGCAGUCACUGCGUUGGCGACGCGGGUAAGGCUCUGCGUGUUGGGAGUGAGAGCCAUGCAAGCCCGAGGCUUCAGCUCGAACCAGUCGGAGGAUCUCGAUAGGGGCGCAGGCUCAGUCCGGGAAGCCGGUGGGGCCUUCGGAAAGAGAGAGGCUGCAGAAGAGGAGCGAUACUUCCGAGCACAGGCUAGACAACAACUGGAAGCCCUGAAGAAGCACCAUGAAGACGAGAUCAUUCAUUCUAAGAAGGAGAUUGAGCGUCUGCAAAAAGAAAUUGAACGGCACAAGCAGAGAAUAAAGAAACUGAAAAAUGAUGAUUAA
Chrysochloris asiatica (Cape golden mole) is the source of this 321-nucleotide messenger RNA. RefSeq names its product ATPase inhibitory factor 1 (gene ATP5IF1). The transcript has 3 exons. Lineage: Eukaryota; Metazoa; Chordata; Mammalia; Afrosoricida; Chrysochloridae. Gene Ontology annotation, cellular component: mitochondrion. Bases 1 to 321 code for a protein of 106 amino acids. The record is from RefSeq and is a predicted model, not a curated record. Gene Ontology annotation, biological process: negative regulation of ATP-dependent activity. Gene Ontology annotation, molecular function: ATPase inhibitor activity.